This is a messenger RNA of Paramecium sonneborni, 1076 nucleotides long. Lineage: Eukaryota; Ciliophora; Oligohymenophorea; Peniculida; Parameciidae. The record is from the annotation of a GenBank genome assembly.
AUGCUCACACUUAAUAGAUUAGAAGAAUUACAAGAAACACAUAAAAUACUUUAUGUUUCACCUAAUAAUUAUAGAAAAAUUAGUAUGAUAAAUGAAAGAAAUAGUUUAUAUGGUGUCACUGUUGAUUUUAAAUUUUUAUCAGAAAUUUUGACAAAUUAAUUUUUAACAAGUUCGCAUUUGUUAUUCUAUUCUAACUUAUUUAGAUAAACUUACAAAAACGUUAAAGUAAUAAAAAUUUGAUCUUAGAUUGCAGUUGCUCAAUGUUAUUUUUUUGCUGAAUAUAUAGAGACAUCUACCUAAUAAAUUGAUAACAAGAUUUUAGAUAGUUAAUUAUUAGGUAAUAAAUAAGAUUUUGAUGAAAAGAAGAAUACUAAAAAUCAAAAUUUGUAAGAUGAAUUUUAGAACAAAAGUAUAUAUCAAUAAUAAGAAUAAUCAUAAUAAUAAUAAACAUAAUAAUAAAAUAUUAGUGAAUAAAAAUUAAUAAGCAAUAAUAAAGAAUGGACCUUUUAAAUUACAAAUAUCACUCUUGUCUAAAAUAAAUAGUUAAAAAAUAAUGAGAAAUAUAAUGUGAAUAAAUUAGAAAAUUUGCUUACAUAAAUGGCUACAUAAAAUGAACUCAAAGAUAUUAAUGAAUUGAAGUCAUAAGACUAUCUAUACUUUCCUAUCAAUUUAUAAAAUUAUCAUUGGAUAAGUUUAGUUGUCAGUCUAAAUGAAAAUUUGAUAUUUUAUUUUGAUUCUUCUUAACCAAAAGUUGAUGAAAACAUUAAAAAAGCAGUCUUUGAGAUACUAAAAUAUAUAGGUGUAAAACAAUUUUAAGAGUUUAAAAUAUAGACUUAUUAUAAUAAAUAGGAAAAUGGGUAUGUUUAAUUAUUAAGAUUUAUAGUUUUGAUUGCGGAAUAUUUUCAUUGAUUUCAUUACUUUAUACUUAUAGAUAAUAAUAGUAUGACUAUAAUCAAUAGAUUGUGACCAAAUAUAGAAAAUAUGUACUAUACAACCUUGCAAUUAUUGGAUCCUAAAUGGAAAUUAGUAAGGAGUUAUUUGAAAGAAUUAUUUAGUUAUCAUUGCAAACAUAAUGA